Molecule: messenger RNA, 3458 nt
Organism: Salmo salar (Atlantic salmon)
Lineage: Eukaryota; Metazoa; Chordata; Actinopteri; Salmoniformes; Salmonidae
Source: RefSeq, a predicted model, not a curated record
UUGACGUUGAUAUUUAAAAUGGUUACUGUAGGUAAGCGUUAUGUUUAGGUAAAAGGGUAGGGACGUCUCAAGGAUCCCAGAUAGCAAUAAUUGGUGCUGCUGCGUCAUCAGAAGCGUUCUCACGCAUGUGUCUCCGCUUAAGCGGUCGAAGUGUCAGUAGCAAAAGAAAACCAGCUUCAGUCCACUGCUAGCCCCGACCACCGCAAGGACACAGGGCACAUAAACAGUAGAAUGGCUGCGUUUUCGAGCAGGGUAAUGCUGGGGCCUCUCGUUGCUGCCAUCGACCAGGGAACGAGCUCGACGCGUUUCCUGGUGUUCAAUGCUAAAACAGCCGAGCUCCUCAGUCACCAUCAGGUUGAGAUCAACCAGAGUUUCCCCAAGGAAGGGUGGGUGGAGGAGGAUCCCAAAGAGAUCCUGCAGUCUGUGUACGAGUGUAUGGAGAGAACCUGUGAGAAACUCACCCAGCUCAACGUUGACAUCUCCAACAUCAAAGCCAUUGGAGUGACCAAUCAGAGAGAGACGACGUUGGUUUGGGACAAAGAGACGGGCGAGGCCCUCUACAAUGCUAUCGUGUGGCUGGACCUGCGGACCCAGUCGACCGUGGAGCGUCUGAUCAACAAGACACCUGGGAGAAACAAGAACCAUUUGAAGCACAAGACGGGUCUCCCAAUCAGUACGUACUUCAGUGCUGUGAAGCUUCGCUGGCUGAUGGAUAAUGUGGACGAGGUCGCUGAGGCAGUUCUGACACGCAGAGCCAUGUUCGGUACCGUUGACUCCUGGCUCAUCUGGUGUCUGACAGGGGGGAAGAGUGGGGGAGUCCACUGCACAGACGUGACCAACGCCAGCAGGACCAUGCUGUUUAACAUCCACACCCUGGACUGGGACCCAGAGCUCUGCAAGUAUUUUGAUAUUCCAAUGGAGAUUCUCCCAAAAGUGAGGAGUUCCUCAGAAAUCUACGGCUUAAUGAAGAUAUGUUCUAGCCUGAAAUCGGGCUGUCUUAGUGGCAUACCCAUCUCAGGGUGUCUUGGGGACCAAUCGGCUGCUCUUGUUGGACAGAUGUGCUUUCAGGAAGGGCAGGCCAAAAACACAUAUGGAACGGGCUGCUUUCUACUCAGAAACACUGGGGCCAAGCCUGUCAUGUCGGAGCAUGGCCUACUAACCACGGUGGCGUACAAAUUAGGUCGAGACAAACCUGCCUGCUACGCACUAGAGGGCUCAGUGGCCAUAGCGGGGGCUGUGGUUCGCUGGCUGAAGGACAACCUGGGGAUCAUUCAGACUUCCACAGAGCUGGAGAAACUGGCAGCUUCAGUGGGCACGUCGUACGGUUGUUACUUUGUCCCGGCGUUCUCUGGUCUGUACGCCCCCUACUGGGAGCCCAGUGCACGAGGGAUAAUCUGUGGUCUGACUCAGUUCACUAACAAGAGUCACCUGGCCUUCGCUGCGUUGGAAGCUGUCUGUUUCCAGACUCGAGAGAUCCUGGAUGCGAUGAACCAGGACAGUGGCAUCCCUCUGACCCAGCUCCAGGUGGAUGGGGGCAUGACCUCCAACAGACUACUGAUGCAGCUGCAAGCUGAUAUACUCUGCAUCCCCGUUGUGAAGCCCUCCAUGCCUGAGACCACUGCCCUGGGGGCGGCCAUGGCUGCAGGGGCAGCAGAGGGGGUCAGUGUCUGGAGCCUGCAUCCUGAGGACCUCAGUGAGGUCACCUCUGAGAAGUUUGAGCCACAAAUCAACCCUGAAGGUCAGGGAGCCUAUGAGAGUGAGUUUAGAUAUGCUCGCUGGAAGAAGGCUGUACAGAGAGCCAUGAACUGGGAAACCACUGAACCCAUCUCUAAUGGAAAUGGUGAAACUAGUAUCUUCAGUAGUGUCCCACUGGGCUUUUACAUUCUGGGUAGCAUGUUAAUGUUAAUUGGAGCAAAAUACAUCGCAGGCCACAAGUAGACUGUGGCCCGUGAUGCAUUGCGGCGGAUCAGAAGAAGGUGCGGGGCCAAGAAAGGACACAUCCUGCUAUUCUUCAGUUUUACUGGACCACUCCCUCCCCGUUCCUUUGGUUGAAUGGCCAAAACAAACAUUCCAUGUCAACGCUCCAAUCCAACCGUUACCUGGAAACCAACUGUUGGCCUGGAGCCCAGUGGCUGAUGGGAACUGUAGUGUGGAAUGGACCCAGUAUGAAUAAAUCUGGUGUUUAGGAAUGAUGUUGCUCUAGAUCCUAAUGGACACUGCGCUUCUUGUGUUACUGAGUGAAUGGGGGGGUGUAGUGACUGUGGGGUGGUGAAUAUGGGUUGUGUAUGCAAUAUCUAUCCAUGUCAUUUUUGGCUCCUUGUUCCUUGUCAACGAUAUUCACUAAUGUAGAGCAAUAACGUUGGGAGAACUCGUUCUCACAAUGAACUGCAAUGUGGGUUUCUGGAGCACUUAGAUUUUGUUCUGGGUUUGUCUAGUAUGUAAAUGGUCUGAGAGAGAGAACUUUUAUAACCCUCUUUGGUUGAACCCACUGCCUGCUGAGACCGUUUGGGUUGGAGAGCAGAACUUGAGUCUCGUGGCCCCAAGAAAUGGUAAUGCAGGGUUAUUGUAAAGGACUAGUCUUUGUGUAAAGAAAGCUUUGGUUACUUUUAUAAGUUGCCAUGUAUAUAUAGACAGACUGUUUAAGGAUGUAGUUGCCCCUAUGCACUGAUCUGGGGGGGGGUUUAGUGUUCCCCCCUAUGGAGGACUAGGGUAAGGUAAGCUGAUCCUAGAUCUGUGCUCUGGGGAAACUUAACUUCUAAGUGAGGGUUUGUCCCAUAUGGUACACUGUUCUCUAUGUAGAGUAUAACCUUUGACCAGGACUCAUUUGGGACGCAGCCUGAGUAAGGGACCCAUUGUUUAUGAUUUAAUGUACCAAAAAGAAGUGACACUCUGGCAACUGAAUACUACUGUAAAUGUGGCCUUUGAAUGCAUUGUCCAGAGUAAGCAUUUUAAACAUGCAAACACAGUAAGUAAAAUUGAUAUGAACGGUUUCGGUUUGGAAGACGAGACUUUAAAGACAGAAUUCAAUCCAUAUCUUAGAUCUGCUGGAUUGAAAUUUAAAGGCAAUGUUCAGAGACUGCAUUCACGGUAUACGUCGACUCAAUUACCUUUGCAUUUUGACACGGAUUGAAUCCAGCAAGGCAGCACAAUUCUUGCUUCUGACUACUGAUUCGAGUCUUCCUUUAAAUAUACGUGUAAGUACUUGAAAUUCUUCCCCUUUAAUAUGAAGUAACAUGGAGACCAGUAUUGUUCUGAAAGGAACUUUCAAGCCACUCGAGGGUCAAUUGAUUUUUGGUUACUAUUGUCAUCAGGUAUGAUUUUGCAUCUAGCUGACCCCUGUACUGUGUAUAUUUCUCAUGUGGUGUAUAUUAUGAGAAACAACCAGUUGUCCAAACCUGCAUCUCAGGGUUAGGAAAAUGACAUUCAUUUGGAGAAAUAAAAUUGUUUAUUUUAGUAUC